AAUCGAGAGUAUUUACUGGCUGUCACUAAAGGUCCAGCUAGCAUGCCAGCCUUAGAUAGCACAAUUGACUAUACAGCUAACUUGAUUUUGUAGUCUUAGUAACUAUUUUCUUUUCUUCGGCGCUAAGGGCUCGAGAUGGACAACAGUCAAGAGUCCAAAGAAGCCACAGAUCAAACCGAGCUGGUGUCUGAGGACGGCAAGAACAGCAAGUCUGUCUUGUGUCAACGCUGUGGGUCCAAAGUGCUGUGCCCUGGGAUGGCUAUGUUUGCAGAGAAGGAGCUGUUCCUACCGUCCAUGCGGAAAAAGAGCGGCCUUAGCACCACAGAAGGCUCAGUGGAUGGGGACACACUGACUGUUCACUGGUUAGUGAACGACAUGUUUGAUUUUGAGAACGUGGGCUUUACAAAUGACGUUGGAAGAAUCAAGUAUCUCAUCUGUGCAGAUUGUGAGAUUGGACCAAUCGGCUGGCACUGUUUGGAUGACAAGAAAAGUUACUAUAUUGCUUUGGAAAGGGUAAACCAUGCCUAACGUUAAAGCGUAAAUGAGCUCAGAAGGACUUUUAAAAAUGCAUUUGCAGGCUAUGCAUUGUUUAUUACAUUUAUCCCCCAAGUUGGCGACGACUAAAGCCAUCAUAUAGACACUGACAGACAUUAUGUGUAUAUUGUUUGUAAUAAUAGGAUUGUGCUGCAUUUCUUCUCUUCGAUCACAUUGAAAAAAGUACAAUCAUCCUGUUAUAAUAAAAGGCUUUUGAAAGUU
Molecule: messenger RNA, 756 nt
Organism: Melanotaenia boesemani (Boeseman's rainbowfish)
Lineage: Eukaryota; Metazoa; Chordata; Actinopteri; Atheriniformes; Melanotaeniidae
Gene: rabif
Product: RAB interacting factor
Exons: 3
Coding region: 136-528 (130 amino acids)
Biological process (GO): small GTPase-mediated signal transduction; post-Golgi vesicle-mediated transport
Cellular component (GO): cytosol; membrane
Molecular function (GO): zinc ion binding; guanyl-nucleotide exchange factor activity
Source: RefSeq, a predicted model, not a curated record